Molecule: messenger RNA, 1185 nt
Organism: Lepidothrix coronata (blue-crowned manakin)
Lineage: Eukaryota; Metazoa; Chordata; Aves; Passeriformes; Pipridae
Gene: AGMAT
Product: agmatinase
Exons: 4
Coding region: 325-1185 (286 amino acids)
Molecular function (GO): metal ion binding; agmatinase activity
Source: RefSeq, a predicted model, not a curated record
UUUCCCAGUGUGUCCCCUCCUGCCCUGUCCCGCUAAUCCCUGCACAGGCUCUUGGUGAAGGCGCUCAAGCCAAAGCCUCUCACUGCCGUGUUUGCUCCUGGUGUUUGCCAGGACUGUGCCAUUGGGAAAGGGGGUGACUGGGCUGGAUCUCUGCCCUUCCCUGGGUAGUGGGAUGUCCGACUGCACUUUGAACCCUGGAGGGAGGCUUGGCGGAGGCUGCUGGCUCUCUGCCCACCCCUGACACUCGAGUGGAGACAGAACCGGCUCCAAAGCACCUCUCGCUGUGUUCCCUGUGGGAUAGAGAGUGGGAGUCUGUGGAGCAGGAUGAGGCACCUGCUCUGGGCUGGCUGCUUCCAGCUGCUGCCCUGGCAAGCUGGACCCUGCACUCGCAAGCUGACGACUGCAGUGACCAGUGCAGUGGCUACCUCACACUGCGGCCCGUGGCUCCUGGCUCCUCUGGCCGCCUCCAGCUCCUCACCCAGUGUGUCCAAGGGGUUCCUCCAGCCCCCGAUCCUGGGGAGCAGGGCCCCUUGCUGCUGGGGCUCACAGUUCAACGUGCCUCCCAGUGCCCUGCUCGUGGCCCGGCCCGUGGGGGUCUGCUCCAUGAUGAGACUCCCCGUACAGGCGUCGGCGCAGGGACUGGACGCGGCGUUUGUCGGUGUCCCGCUGGACACAGGUACAUCCAACCGGCCGGGAGCCAGGUUCGGCCCACGUCAGAUCCGCGCGGAGUCGGCCAUGGUGAGGAGGUACAACGGCAGCACCGGGGCUGCGCCUUUCGACUCCCUGCGGGUCGCUGACAUCGGGGACGUGAAGGUGAACCUCUACAACCUGCCCGACAGCUGCCGCCUCAUCCGAGAGUCCUACCAGGAGAUCGUGGCCUCUGGCUGUGUGCCCCUCACCUUGGGUGGAGAGCACACCAUAACGUACCCAAUCCUGCAGGCCCUGGCAGCAAAACACGGUCCCGUGGGCCUGGUGCACGUGGAUGCUCACACGGACACCGGGGACGUGGCCCUGGGGGAGAAGAUCUACCACGGGACCCCGUUCCGGCGCUGUGUGGAGGAGGGACUGCUGGACUGCGGGCGCGUGGUGCAGAUCGGCAUCCGAGGCUCCUCCUACGACCCCGAUCCCUACGAGUACAGCCGGCAACAGGUGAGGGGAUCCACAGCCGGGCACUGCCUGCCAUGA